AUGGCUGCUCCCAAGAUCACUCUCUACGUCGACAUUCUCAGCCCGUUCGCCUAUAUUGCAUACUACGUGCUCAGACACUCCCCUGUCUUUGAGAAAUGCACCAAGGUCUACGUCCCUGUCUUCCUGGGGGGGAUCAUCCAGGCAACAGGAAAUAUCCCUCCAAUCCGUGUUAAGAACAAGGAUAAAUGGAUCAACGUGGAGCGCAUGCGCUGGUCAAAGCUACUCAAUGUCCCAAUUACAGAGACGACGCCGGAGGGAUUCCCGGUCAAUACUCUAGCUGUUCAACGGGCUCUCUGCGUCAUUGCAGAGGAUCACCUUGAGAAGUUGGUCGGCUGUAUCGAUGCGUUCUACCACGCGCUGUGGGUGAAGUCGGACUCUACUGUUGGCAUGCCCGAAGGCUAUGUGCCGGUCCUGGAGCGUGUAAUCGGGAAGGACGCCGCGAUCAAAGUGGCUGAGAAGGCUUCCACCGCCGAGAUUAAGAAAAAGCUCGUGUCAAAUACAGACCAGUCCUUGGAGUCCGGUGCUUUCGGCCUGCCAUGGAUCGAAUGCACGAACGCACAGGGUAAGACGGAGUCCUUCUGGGGAGUCGACCAUCUUGGACAGGUCGCUGCCUUCCUGGACCUGAAUGUUACUCAAGACAAGGGCUUUAAAGCUUUGCUAUAG
Molecule: messenger RNA, 663 nt
Organism: Arthroderma uncinatum
Lineage: Eukaryota; Fungi; Ascomycota; Eurotiomycetes; Onygenales; Arthrodermataceae
Product: putative 2-hydroxychromene-2-carboxylate isomerase
Exons: 5
Coding region: 1-663 (220 amino acids)
Biological process (GO): glutathione metabolic process
Cellular component (GO): mitochondrion; peroxisome
Molecular function (GO): glutathione peroxidase activity; glutathione transferase activity
Source: RefSeq, a predicted model, not a curated record